Drosophila subobscura is the source of this 691-nucleotide messenger RNA. RefSeq names its product biogenesis of lysosome-related organelles complex 1 subunit 2 (gene Blos2). Gene Ontology annotation, biological process: lysosome localization; endosomal transport. NCBI's taxonomy places the organism in Eukaryota, Metazoa, Arthropoda, Insecta, Diptera, Drosophilidae. The record is from RefSeq and is a predicted model, not a curated record. The transcript has a single exon. Gene Ontology annotation, molecular function: gamma-tubulin binding. Bases 53 to 547 code for a protein of 164 amino acids. Gene Ontology annotation, cellular component: BLOC-1 complex; BORC complex; gamma-tubulin complex.
AAACAGCUGAUCACAUUGUUAUUGGAGAAAAUCGGAAAACUGCUACAUCGAAAUGGACACGGAAAAGCCUUCAACUAGCGCUGCUGCUGCUUCAGCUGCUCCAAUAAUGCAGGAGCCGAAUCCACUUCUGGACUCGCCACUCCAUGGGCCAACGCUCUCCAGCAGCUCCAGCUUCGAGGCUCUGGCGCGACACGACCCAAACCUCAGCCGAUUGGCGACGCAUAUGUUCCAGAAAACUGAGGAAUACAUUACGCACGAACUGAACGCGCCCCUGGAGGACUACAGGCUAUUGGAGGAGAUGAACAAGGCUACCAUAGCCAAGUACAAGGACAUGCGUCAAAUUGCAGAGAACCUGAAUGUAUCGACCAGCGAGCUGAGCCUCAAGUUCCAGCAGCUGGCGCCGCUAAUGCAGCAGAUCGACGAGAUAUCCGACACGGUGGACAAACUGGAAGCUGCCGCCUACAAACUAGACGCCUACAGCAUAGCACUGGAGAACCGCGUCAAGUGUGUGCUGCAACGCAAGGCGGGCACCAAUGUGGCACAAUAAUCAACGCGAAGGCCACGCAAAAAUGCUUUUAGUGUACUUUUUACAAUAGACUUUAUGUUUCUAACCAAGCAACAGUUUAAAUAUAAUCGCAAUUAUGUUAAGAAAUAUCAGGGGAACUGCAAUAAGACAGAGAUGGUUAUUAUU